This is a messenger RNA of Colletotrichum graminicola M1.001, 225 nucleotides long. RefSeq lists its product as uncharacterized. The record is from RefSeq and is a predicted model, not a curated record. Bases 1 to 225 code for a protein of 74 amino acids. The transcript has a single exon. Lineage: Eukaryota; Fungi; Ascomycota; Sordariomycetes; Glomerellales; Glomerellaceae.
AUGUUCCUCGAAAGCGUCGGGUGCGACGACACGUUUGCGCACGGGGGACUGAACAAGUACGCGGCGUCGGCAUCGGUUUCCACUGAGGUGUCAAGCGAGCCGGCUGCUGCCUUCGUCGUUGUCGCCGUCGUAGCCGACGACGAAGCCGCCAUGAUGCAUCUGGGCCGCGACGGUGAGCUUCGAGGACAACGUCGCGCCGGCAGGCCGGACGGUGUUCAGGUUUAG